CUAACCGAUUUUUUUUUAUCUUAAAUCAGCCAAUACCAGAGAUGGUUUAAUAUUUAUAUCACCUCAAAAUCAAGGAUACUAAACACUGACAACACCAAAUCUGGAGCAAAACGACAUAAGAGAAAAUGAAAAGCUAAAAAAGAUGUCAACAUUCAAGCAAAGAUUCAAGAGUAGUUGUGUGUGGCUUGUGGAGGUAAUAAAUGGACCAUAAAGGAUGGCCUUGGAAGAAGAAAUCAAUGGAGAAAACCAUUGUUGAAAGCAAUGGAGAGACUGAGAAGGUUGUGGCUGACAAGAUAGAGCUGGAAAAUCGCGUGAAAAGUCUAAAUGAUAAGCUUACCUCUGUCGAGGCUGAGAGCAAUAAGCAUGAGACUGAGGCGCAAGAAGCAAUUGUUGGUUGGGAGAAGACAAAAGCUGAAGUAGCAUCUCUCAAAAAGAAACUUGAUGAAGCUUUGAAUGAAAAACACAGGAGUGAGGAAAGGUCGAGUCACACGGAUGCUGGUCUAAAAGAAUGUAUGCAACAGCUUCGUUGUGUUCGUGAGGAGCAGGAGCGAAUGAUGCAUGAUGCUUUGGCAAAAACAUCACAGGAGUACGAACGGCGCUUGAUUGUUAUAAAGACAGAAUUGGCAGGUACUAGUAAGAGGCUUGCAGAAGCAGAAGGCGAGAACGCUCAACUCUCAAAGGCUUUGUUAGCAAAGAACAAAACUGUUGAAGAUUUAAACAGAGAGAGGGAUCGUAUCGAGGUUGAUUUCAAUUCUUUGGUGAGUAGUUUAGAGUCCAAGGAGAAAGAAAACGUUUCACUGAGAUAUGAAGUCCGAGUGCUGGAGAAAGAGCUCGAGCUUCGGAAUGAGGAGAGAGAGUUUAGCCGUCGAACCGCUGAAGCAUCGCAUAAACUGCACUUAGAGAAUGUGAAGAAAGUUGCAAAGUUAGAAUCAGAGUGUCAAAGGUUACGGGUUUUGGUAAGGAAACGGUUACCAGGACCCGCUGCUCUGUCUAAAAUGAGGAAUGAAGUAGAGAUGUUGGGAAGGAGAAGGGUCAAUGGAAGCCCUCACAGUCCGAUGAUUGAUUCCGAAAAAAUCAAUAACCUCACUGAACAAUUAUGCUUACUGGAAGAAGAGAACAAAACUCUGAGGGAAGCCUUAAACAAGAAAGUCAGUGAGCUUCAGUUCUCAAGAAAUAUGUAUUCUCGAACAGCCUCUAGACUACUAGAAUUCGAGUCUCAUCUUGAUGAAUCUUCUAAAGGCACAAACAUUGAGCCAAGCCGGAGUAGCAAUGUGUCACAUGAAGUCUCUCUUGCAUCCGUAUCAGAGUUUGAAAAUGAUGAUAAAGUUAGCUGUGCCGAUUCCUGGGCUUCUGCUUUACUUUCAGAGCUGGACAAUUUCAAGAACAAGAAGCAAAUGGGAUCAAGUUUGGUUGGAACCCCUAAAGCUUCAGAGAUGAAACUAAUGGAUGAUUUUGCUGAAAUGGAGAAGCUUGCAAUGGUUGCAAGUACAAUCGAUAACCGACGUGGAAGUUCUCCUAUUUGUUCUUCUGAUUCCAUUUCAGCUACUGGUCCGGUAGAGAACGAAUCUAAUGAAUAUACAUCAGAGGUAACUAAAACUUCUGGAACAGAUGAUUCAUUGAAUCCUGAUGCAUCUCCCAAAGAUGAUAUUAAGUCAGAUUCGUUACCUCAAUCUCUUCAUAUAAUCUUGAAAGCGGUAAUGGAGCAUAAGCGUAUCACGCAGAGAAACACUGAUGAAGUACUUGAAGAUAUCAGAAAAGCUCUGUCAAGUGUAAACCAUUCAAGCUUUUCUGUGAUAAACCACCAGGAGACUAAGACUAUCACUGUAGAGGAUAGACUAGAUAUGGAGUGUAAUAUCAGCAAAUCGAUUCACAGAAUCAUUGAAAUUAUCGAGGGAGUCAGUCUAAAAGAUGAGAGGCAUGUGUCCAAUGGAGAAUCAGAGAGGCUUUCAGGUUACACUGCUCGCGUCUUGCAAUGGAAAACUACAGAGCUAAGUAGUGUGUUGCAGCGAUUUCUUCAAACUUGUUACGAUCUGUUAGACAGAAAAGCAGACAUGAAGAAGUUCACGCAAGAGCUAAGUUUUGUGUUGGAAUGGAUGGUAAACCACUGCUUUUCUCUUCAAGAUGUUUCAACCAUGAGAGAUGAGAUUAAGAAGCAGUUCGAGUGGGAUGAAUCACGGAGCGGAAGCGAAGUUGAUAUUGGAACAUUUCGUCAGGUUUCAGAAGCAGAAAAACAUAAGACAGAAGAUGUUUCCUUUUUGGCUUGCAAAGAUCAGUUGAUAGAAGACAAACCUGGUAACCAAAAGCUGUCAAGCAAAACAGUUGAAGAAGAGGCAAAGGACAAGAGAGCGAGUGCUUCAGAGAAUGAGCUCAAGCUGGAGGAAAAACAAAACAUGCGAACCGAACUGGAAAUCGCUGCUGCUUCAGAAAAGUUGGCCGAGUGUCAAGAGACGAUUCUAAACCUGGGAAAGCAGCUCAAGGCAUUGACUAACUCGAAAGAAACAGCUUUACUUUCAGAAAAACUGAUGUCUGACAUUACAGACAAAUCAAACAACCUAGCUGGUGCACAACCUUCACAAGAGACUACUAUACCAGAGAAGAGAUUGACCAGCCAGAGAUCAUCUCUUCUGGACCAGAUGAAGGCAGAAGAUCACAACACCGGGGAAUCCAAGGAUCAGAAACCGCAAGCAGCAGAUAAAAACGGAAAGGGAGGAAACAGUUCUGUUUACAAUGAAACCAUUGAGGCAUUGGAACAAAUUCUUCUCUCAGACAAAAGCAAAGGCUCCGACUCAAACUGCUUCGCCAUUGUUCCUCAGAAAAAGAGCGGCGGAGUUAAGAGCCUCUGGAGAAAGCUGUUGGGGAGAAAUAAGAAAGGUAAGAGCAAGAAGGUCCCUAAUCCAUUUGCCACCUAAGGAGAUGGUUUCAUCUAGACUAUAAUCUAAUACCUUAAUCCUGUUUCUUUAUAUGGUCCCAAACUAUGCAAAGCAAACUGUCAUUUUCUUAGAUUUUUUUGGCAGUAUAUAUAAAUCUCCACGUAGAAU
Arabidopsis arenosa is the source of this 3038-nucleotide messenger RNA. The record is from the annotation of a GenBank genome assembly. NCBI's taxonomy places the organism in Eukaryota, Viridiplantae, Streptophyta, Magnoliopsida, Brassicales, Brassicaceae.